AAUUUUUUAUGUUAUAAAAAAUAUUUAAAAUGUAUAAUUAUGGUAUAAUCUCUCAUCUCGGUAACUAUUUAGGAGAAUUCAACAAAAUGGCAACUAAUGACACUGUUCCGAUUGUAUAAUUGGUCGGCGGGAGAGACGACGGACGGCGGCUUCUCUCAACGGCGCCACCAGAGGAAAUUGACCGGAGAUAAUCAGAAGCCGAUAAUUGAGAUAUGGGAGUAACAACCUGAAGAUUCAAGGUUUGAGUCGAUGUUACAACACACAUGAGCUCAUUUCCUUUACUUUAUGAUUCCUGCAAGGCAUGGCUGCCAAACUGCCUUUACCGAGCUGUCCCACAAUCUUUAAGCAUUUGAGUGUAGAUCAUACUAGAUCAAGAUUUAAUGGAGCUGUCUGCCUUUGGGGAACUGCACAUUCAUUGGGCAGAAUCAUGCAUUUCGGGCUAUCUUUUACUAAUAUUGUCCAACCUUAUUCUUUCAGAAUUUUCAAGUGAGUUUUUCCCUCUGUCCUGUGAAACUUUGAUGUACCUUGAUGGUUGUGCCUCUUCCCCUCUACAACAAAUGGAUAACAUGCAUAACAAGGAACCAUGUAUGAUAUCAGCAGGUUUUCCCAGGAGGCGGGCAUGGUCUAUAAGAAGUGCUGCAGAUGGCAGUGGACUAGAUUCUUCUCCUACAACCAGCGGUAGCAGUGGAACUCGACUUAUUAGGGCCAUAGAGGCUCUUCUAGUCAAACUAGAUGCGAGAAUUAAGGUGUUGAGAAAAAACCUUCCAAUGAAGUUGCUGUUUUUCUUAGUGGGUUUCUAUUGUGCAACCGCAUUUGCCACUGUAAUAGGGCAGACAGGUGAUUGGGAUAUUAUUUCUUCUGGAUUGGCUGUGGCUGUGGUUGAGGGCAUUGGAGCUCUCAUGUAUAGAUCUAUUCCUUUAAUUGAUGGGGUAAGAAGCAUCAUCACUAUGUUCAAUUACUGGAAAACUGGACUGACUCUUGGUCUAUUCCUCGACUCUUUCAAGUAUUAACGCGGAGAUGAGGAGAGAAGUGUACAUAAAUCAUAAUGCCAUUGAAAUUUCAUAGUUUAUGUUGUGUGUUUUUGUAGGCAAAUUCAUGUUGUCAAGAGGGUAACUAUAGUCUGUUGUACAGUGUCUCCAAUGAUACAACAUAUACGUCACUUGUACAUGGGAGGCACCCCUAGUUUGGUUUCACAUUAAUAAAAUGUAUACAGAAAUAUGGUUUGAUCUUUCAGUUUUAUACUAUCUUGUUUAAUCAA
Molecule: messenger RNA, 1258 nt
Organism: Solanum lycopersicum (tomato)
Lineage: Eukaryota; Viridiplantae; Streptophyta; Magnoliopsida; Solanales; Solanaceae
Source: RefSeq, a predicted model, not a curated record